AUGUUUGUCGCAGCAGAAAUGAAAGAUGUUAUUAGAGUUACACCUGAAAACUUCCAUCACAGUCUAAAACAUUCAAUAACAACCUUAUUAAAUAGAAAACUUGCAAACAAGGUAGUUUUAAAUGUAGGUUUAUGCAUCGCACUGUAUGAUAUUACACAUAUAGGCCAUUCUUACACUUUUCCUGGCGAUGGUUCGUCACAUACUGAAGUAAAAUUCAAGUACAUAGUGUUUAGACCACUUGUUGAAGAAAUAUUAAUAGGAAAAAUACGGAGUUGUAGUAGAGAAGGUGUUCACGUUACGUUGGGUUUUUUUGAUGAUAUUUUAAUACCGGUCAAUGCUCUACAACAUCCAUCUAGAUUUGAUGAAACAGAUCAGGCUUGGGUAUGGGAGUAUCCAAAAGAAGAUGGAGAAAAACAUGACCUGUUUAUGGAUGCAGGCGAGCCAAUUAGAUUUAGAGUGACGAGUGAGGUCUUCGAAGAAAGUUUGCCUACUGGUCCACCUGGCAGUGAACGUCCUGUACAUACUAUUGCCCCUUAUAAACUUACAGCUGCUAUUAAUGAACCAGGCCUAGGUUUACUGACGUGGUGGGAAACAGCCGCUCAAGGAGAUGACGAUGACAAUAAUGAUGACCAAGAUAAUGAAUAAUAAUAUAUGUAUUAAUAUAUUUUUAUUAAUAUAUUAAUAAUUGUCAUUAAAACGAUCCAAUCUGUAGCAACCCAAUGCUAGGCAUGGGCCUCUUAGAUCUCCAUGUAGGAGAAAGGUAGAGUCGGAACUUAAUCCAAGACACUGCAGGUCGGCGUAUAUAUUCCCUACUAUGGGUGACGAUCGAUAUCAGGUGUCUAUGACAACCGAGACUGACUGCUUGUCCGAGGCACAGUGGCGAAACCAACAGGGUCAGACAACCAGACAGGAAAUGAAAUAUUGUAAAUACAAAUAAUUAAUUAAACAUAUUCCCGAGUGGGAAUUGAACCUGUA
Messenger RNA from Melitaea cinxia (Glanville fritillary), 975 nucleotides. RefSeq names its product DNA-directed RNA polymerase III subunit RPC8 (gene Polr3H). Bases 1 to 645 code for a protein of 214 amino acids. Gene Ontology annotation, molecular function: DNA-directed RNA polymerase activity; DNA binding. The record is from RefSeq and is a predicted model, not a curated record. Lineage: Eukaryota; Metazoa; Arthropoda; Insecta; Lepidoptera; Nymphalidae. Gene Ontology annotation, biological process: transcription initiation at RNA polymerase III promoter; DNA-templated transcription. The transcript is spliced from 4 exons. Gene Ontology annotation, cellular component: RNA polymerase III complex.